UGCUUCACCUAAAUGAAAUAUUAAAUACAAUAAUGAGGUAUCGUACGUGAGGCAGUGGUGUGAGGGAUGUAAACACAAGUCAGCUGAUGAUGACUCACUGAAGGUCAUCAUCAUAAUCAUUCACUACAUACUCACCUCUACCUUUAAGGUUUGUUCAUUGAGUGUCUGAAGCAGUCUGGGUCUACAUGAAUGCCAUAGUCUCCAUCUGUCAUUUCUGUGAGCUACAUGGCCCUAGUGUUGUUUUCUGUACUCAGGCUUUUCGAGAUCUUCUUGAUCUGGAUGCCUUGACUGAUGCAGGAGCUUUAGAAAUUUUAAAUUCUAGAAACUUGGAAGAUGAAGAACAGUUGAAGGCAGAAGAAACUAAUUUAUGGAAGUAUGGAAGGAUACAUAAGGAAACCUAUGCUCGUUCUAAGAGCACCUCAAACGAUACUUGUGUAGCAUGCCGUUCAUUUUCACACAUCCAACCUGGCUUUAUUAGCAACGAUGAUUCGGCAAGAGUUAGUUAUGUCAGUGCACAGUAUCCAUUGCAAUCGGAAUUAUAUAUUCUUGUUCGAGAGGCUUGCAUAAGAUCACUCAGCUGUGAGGUAUGUCCUGGAAGAGAGGGGCCUAUUUACUUUGGUGAUGAGUCACGUGGCCAUGUGGUAUCACAUACCUUCUUUCUGCGAGAUGUCCAAGCCAGAGGAUUCCAAAGAUGGUAUAGCAUUUUAAUACUCAUGAAAGACAAAAUGCUGUUGCUUAACUCAUGGCCAUUUAUAGUACGACACCUUCGACAGACUAUCACCCACCUUCAAGAAAAUGCUUACAAGGUAUAUCAGAAUGAAGAAUCAAAAGUAAGCCACCGAUCAUUACGAUCAGCGGUUUUCAUGGACAAUUUUCGCAAACAGCGUGUGACUGGCCAACCCAGAUCCCUAUCUGAACUUGUCGGUGAACGAGAAGUUUGGCAGCAUUUACACUCCUCAUUUACAUGGCUUUUGAAGGCUGGAGGAUUGAGGCUUCAGGAGAGACUUAUUGAAGGCCCUCCUGUUAACAUCUAUAUUGCAGAUGGUUCAGGUACUGGUAAUGGGCUUAGUGUACGGGAGUUAUACAACACACUAGGUGGCAGUAUCUUUCAUCGCAUGAUGCAUCACCUCCUUAUUGGUCGACAAGUCAUCUUGAGAGGUUCAUCUACAAAAAUAAUAUCUGCCUUAAUUCAUUCAUUACAGCCAUUGCUCCCGAAGCACUGCUACAAGGCAAUACAAUUUUCUCCACAUUAUAUUGCUGGUACAUCCUGUAACAUACUGGGCCUUCAGUCAUUGGUAAAUAUACCACAAGCUGUCUUAGAAACUGGUAAUUUGUGCCUUAUUGAAAUAAUUUCCAAAAAAGAAAAUUCUGACAUACAAGAUACGUAUAAUAAAACAAAUUUGCCAAGAACUUCAUCCGUAAUAAAUUUUAAUGUAAAAAAUAAAGAGCUAGAGACUGCAGAUAAUAUCAAGCCAGGAAAUACAGAGGCAACUGAAGCAGAGGAUAUUGUUGAGAGCAUCAAGAAAUUUACGUUUAAGAUCACAGACGAGGGUUCUUUGCCUUCUCGACCACCGCAAGUUUUAAAUCGCAUUGAGUCAGCAGUCUGCAAUUCUACAAUAACACCAUCUGCAUUAAUGAUCUACAUAUCAACAGUUAUUUAUGAGUGGAUCAAUAAGGUAAAGGUAUGGAUUCAUGUUCAGAACCUCAAGAAAAUGUCAAACAGUCAUCCUGAGAGAAUCCCAUCACCUGUGAACUACUCUCAAUCUGUCACUCGAACUUCACCAAUACCCAUUUUACGAGGUUCAACAAAUUCUCUCUCAAGAUCACCUGUAAUGCCAGCCUUUCGAAGUGCAUCUCCUGGAACCCUCAAUUCAGUUCCUCAAGAACUAACCCCGCAAGAUGAACGACAUCAGUUAUUGGCUGCUCUAGGAUCAACAGAGUGGGAUGUCCCAUUGUUAGAGUUCUGGGCAAAAAAUUUUAAUCAAAUAAGUGGGCAAGAAGUGUGUUGAUCCAGUUUUUAUUACAGGCAUUUAGCAAAAAAAAUUUAAGUUCUUUGUAAGUGUUGUAUCCCUCAAGAAAGGUUCCUUGAUGGCAGUCUGGAGGAUGGCUCUUAAUCCAAGGAAUUGCAUGUAUCCUACAUUUCUGUAAUUGAAGUGGAUUGCUCCUAUUUCCCAAGUCUUCGUUCAGUUGUACUCUCCACCAAUUUAAAAAUGCCUCUUGCCUUUAGCAUAACGAUUUAUAUUUUGUUUACCAUUACUGUUAGUGACAUCGAUACCAUGCCUAACCCUUCUAGGGUAGGUGCCUGAGCCCGAGCCUUUAGCUCAUAAGACUGUCAUUCCCAUUUGGCCCCUUGAGGAUGGCAGACCAGACUGGCCUAGCUUGUGGCUAGGUCUGGGGACAGUUGGUCCCAAAGAUGAGGAGGUACUUGUGCCUCCUCCCAUGGGAGACAGGUCUCAGACACUCCCUAAAGAGGGUGCCAAGGCCGGGCCACCACUUGGAAAAGGCCCGGGCCGGAAGAAUACCGGCUAAUCUUUAAUAAUUGCUGUUAGUCAUAUUAUGGUGGAAUGCUAAACCUGUAGGAUUAUAGUGUCUGGGGGGGAAUAGAAGUCAUUAAGGCAACUAGAGCACAGAUCCAUUUCUCUAGAUCAAGAGCCCCUCACCAGCAUCAAGGAACCUUCCUUGAGGGGCCUGUUAGUCAUAAAAUAUAACAAAAUGAUUAAUUUUAAAUCAUUUCUUGAUUUAGGAUCAGUGAAU
Molecule: messenger RNA, 2754 nt
Organism: Cherax quadricarinatus
Lineage: Eukaryota; Metazoa; Arthropoda; Malacostraca; Decapoda; Parastacidae
Gene: BHD
Product: folliculin
Biological process (GO): positive regulation of TORC1 signaling; positive regulation of transforming growth factor beta receptor signaling pathway; negative regulation of transcription by RNA polymerase II
Cellular component (GO): cytosol
Molecular function (GO): GTPase activator activity
Source: RefSeq, a predicted model, not a curated record